Amaranthus tricolor (Joseph's coat) is the source of this 843-nucleotide messenger RNA. RefSeq names its product sufE-like protein 1, chloroplastic/mitochondrial. The transcript is spliced from 3 exons. Bases 174 to 503 code for a protein of 109 amino acids. The record is from RefSeq and is a predicted model, not a curated record. Lineage: Eukaryota; Viridiplantae; Streptophyta; Magnoliopsida; Caryophyllales; Amaranthaceae.
GUUAAAGAAAUUUAAAAGAAUAGGUGGGUCGGACACCUUGCCUCAAUCAGACAUCAGUUAUAACUUCCGUUAACGCAACAGAUAAAAGUGUUGCGAAAUCGCGAAUGCAUCAAUAGUCAAUUAGGGUUUCGGAAAGUGCUCACAACUCGCUGCUAAGUGCUGAUAAUCAAGAGAUGGCUUCAAGAGGAGUAAUGAGCAGCGCAAAUGCAUUGGCAUCGAGGGCAAAUAGAAUUAGGGCAAAGUUACAAUCAACAUUAGAAGCAAGUAUUCUUGAGGUUGAAGAUGUUUCACAUCAACAUGCUGGGCAUGCUGCUAUGAAAGAGAGCAAUUAUAAUGGUGGUGAAACUCACUUUAAUUUGAAGAUUGUUUCUUCUAAAUUUGAAGGUCAAACUCUUGUGAAACGGCAUCGUAUGGUUUAUGAACUUUUAGCUGAUGAGCUUCAGUCUGGUUUGCAUGCUCUUUCCAUCAAUGCUAAAACCCCUCAAGAAGUGACUCCCAAGUAACUGGAUUGUAAUUAAUGCAAGUUUUGCUGUUUGGGAUUUUGGAGUACUUUGAAUAUCUAUGAAAUUCAUCUACCUAUAUCCUAUUUCGUACAAGAUGAUUGGACCAAUUGAAGUGUUAAUCUAUAAUGUCUUAUGGCAAUACUUUUUGAGUGGUGCUUUCAUAGGAAAGUCUUUAUUUUGUAAUAAAAGUCAUCUUGACAUCAAAUAUCUCAACUAGACUCUUGUUAGCUUCUUGUUAGGUAUCAAUUGAUUCAAUGGAGUAACUGUAGAAUUGAGAGAAAGAUGCCAAUUGCAACCCUUGUACAUUUCAACUGGUUAUGGUGAUUUACUAUUGACAUUA